CUGGGGUUGUUCUAUAUCUAGGGAGACAGACGACUUUUGUAUGUUGCUGUCUCACGGUGGUCCAUCCCGACCAAAUGUCGCCAUAGUCAGUCACACAUCAUGACUGCGACGAAAGAACACCUCAUCGCCUCCCCUGCACCGGCUGUGGACGCGGCUCCCGUGGCCGUGUCUCUCGAGCAUGGGGAGAUCACCGCCACGCUGCAUGUCAGUGCUACCAUCGCCGCCACGCUGCAGCCCUACCGCGCCAGUUGGCUGGCCGCCUUGCCCGAUGACGGCCCUUCGUCGCCCAUCAGUUUGGCCGUGCAGUUCCUCGGCCACCUGGCCCGCCAACAGGCCGGUAUCCACGCGGUGCAGGCGGCCCUGCUCGCCUUUGAAUUGGAGUAUCUGCAGGGCUCCGACAUCCACACGGCCGUCACGGCAUUGGCCGAUCCCCUGGGGGCCAAAAAGACCGCUCUCAGCGACUACUAUGCCGCCCUGGCCUAUACCAACCAGCCCUCAUCCAGUCCUCGCAGUGCCCUCUUCGCAUCCGCCCAGGCUGGCGCGGCUCGCAUCACCACCAUCUUUGGGGGUCAAGGAACCGCGAAUCCCUCCUGCGUGCGCGAAUUGCGCUCAUUGUACACCACCUACCGCUCCAUCCUCACUCCGCUCAUCCAAGAAUGUGGCUCCGUCCUGGCCUCGCUCUCCCAACAGCCCGACACGCAACCCUACUUCCACGGCCGCCCCAUUGACCUCGACGCCUGGCUUGCCGGGGAAACCCUCCCGGAGGACUUCGUCAGCGCUGCCCCGGUGAGUCUGCCGAUUUUGGGGCUGUUCGACCUCGCCCACUACUGUGUCAUCUGCACGGUACUCGGCCAGACCCCCGGACAGGUCGCUGCCUCACUGCACGCUGUCUCCGGUCACUCUCAAGGCAUUGUCAUCGCGGCCGCCGUGGCCCGCGCCGACUCGUGGGCCUCGUUCUACGAGAAUGCCCGACUGGCGGUGGAGCUGCUGUUCUGGAUCGGUUUUGAGAGCCACCAGGAUGCUCCCCAGCUGUUCAUUGCGCCCGAGCUGAUUGCCGAGACCAAGGACGCAGGCCACGGUGUGCCCUCGCCCAUGCUCUCCGUCCGGGGACUCGAGCGUCCGGGCCUCGACACGAUCCUGGCACAAUGCAACAAGGUGCUCCCCGAGGAUCGCCAGCUGCAUGUCGCCCUCAUCAACGCCCGCACCAACCACAUCGUGGCCGGCCCGGCCGCGUCGCUGUGUGGUCUCAGUCAGAUUCUGGCUGAACUCCAGGCGGCCGGCGAGAAGGAUCAAACCCGCAUCCCCUUCAGCCAGCGCAAGCCCGUCGUCUCCCACUCGUUCCUCCCCAUUAGCACCCCGUUCCAUACCCCUUAUCUGCAAGCGGCGUCGCAGCGCAUCAAGGCGCGUCUGGCCAGUCACACUGUCACAGCGGAGCAGCUACAGGUGCCUGUCCUGCAUACCGCCACGGGCGCCGAUCUCCGCGCCAUUCCCCAAGCCAAUGUGAUUGAUGCGCUCGUGGACGCCAUCACCACCGAGCCAGUCGACUUCCCCGUCCUCCUGGGUGAUGCAGCCACCACCCACUACAUCGUGCUCGGAGCGGGCCGACUCAGUGAGCUGGUCAGGCAGAUCCGUCUUGGCUACGGCCAGCAGAUCAUUGCGGGCAGCGAGAUCAAGUCCUCGAGUGCCGACGUCUCCGGCCAGGCAGACCUCUUUGCCGCCACCCUGCGCCCACCCCAGCCCUCAUGGGCCGAGGCCUACCAGCCCCGUUUGGUGCAGACGGCCAACGGCCGACUCAUCCUCGACACGAAGCUCAGUCGUCUCCUGCAGGUCCCUCCCAUCAUCACCGCCGGGAUGACCCCCACCACGGUGCCGUGGGAUGUGGUGGCCGCGGUCAUGAACGCGGGCUACUUCAUCGAAUUGGCCGGCGGCGGCUACCACACCGAGGACGAGAUGCGCGUCGCCAUCGAAAAGAUUGCCGCCAGCAUCCCCGCGGGUCGCGGCAUCACCUGCAACCUCAUCUACGUCAACCCCAAGGCGAUUGCCUGGCAGACCCGGCUGAUCCAGAAGCUCAUCCGGCAGGGUGUGCCGAUUGACGGCCUGACCAUCGGGGCCGGUGUGCCGUCGCUCGAGGUCGCCCGCGAAUACAUUGAUGAUCUCGGCAUCCAACACAUCUCCUUCAAGCCUGGAUCCGUCGAUGGCAUUCAGGCCGUGCUGCAGAUUGCCGACGACCAGCCGACGUUCCCCAUUGGUCUGCAGUGGACCGGUGGCCGCGGCGGUGGCCAUCACUCGUACGAGGACUUUCACGCGCCCAUCCUGGCGACCUACGCCGAGAUCCGCAAGCGCGAUAACAUCCAUCUCAUUGCCGGUAGUGGCUUCGGCGGGGGCGAAGACACCUACCCCUACCUGUCUGGUCAGUGGUCCGUGGCGCGCGGCUAUCCGGCCAUGCCCUUUGACGGCAUCCUGCUGGGCAGUCGCAUGAUGCUCUGCCGCGAAGCCCACACCAGCCCGGCCGUGAAGCAGCUCAUCGCCAACACGCCCGGGGUGCCCGACGAGGAGUGGGAGAAGAGUUACACGGGCAGCGCGGGCGGGAUCAUCACGGUGCGGUCUGAGAUGGGCCAGCCCAUCCACAAGCUGGCGACGCGUGGCGUCCGGCUGUGGGCUGACUUGGAUCAGACGCUGUUCAAGCAUCCGCGGCCCAAGAUGGUUGAGGAGCUGGCCAAGCGGAAGACGGAGAUCAUCACCCGGCUAAACCAGGACUACGCCAAACCCUGGUUUGGCCAGGAUGCCAAGGGCCAGCCGGCCGACCUGGCAGACAUGACCUAUGCUGGGGUAUUGCGUCGUCUCGUCGAGCUGAUGUGGGUGGCUCACCAGCAGCGCUGGAUUCAUCCCUCUUACCAGCGCCUGGUCUCCGACUUUGCCCUGCGCACCCUGGAACGAGUCACCCCGGAGGUCGACCUGGAUUUGGGUCUUCUGUCGACGCCAUCGGUCUUCCUGCAGGCGCUGGCCGAGCAGUGCUCCUCAUCGACUGCUCAGCGACUUCACCCCGAUGAUGCCGCGUUCUUCCUGCGUCGCUGCCAGGCGCGUGGCCAGAAGCCGGUCCCCUUCGUGCCGGCUCUGGACGAGAACUUUGAGACGUGGUUCAAGAAGGAUUCCCUGUGGCAGUCGGAGGACAUCGAGGCCGUGGUGGGCCAAGAUCCCGAGCGGGUGUGCAUCUUGCAUGGCCCCGUCGCGGUCCGAUAUGCCGUCGACAAGGACGAAUCAGCCCAGGAGAUCCUGGAUGGCAUUGCGGCCUAUCACACCCACACGGCGCUGCAGGAGUUCUACCAGGGCGAUCUGCAGCAGGUGCCCCAGGUUGCCGAUGCCGCGGCGACAUCUCCGCUGGCGGGCAGCGCGGCUGUUACUCAGACCUUCCACGCCCAGGAGGAGGAGGUGAGCUCGCUGGACCUGAUCACGGCCAGCUCCUUUGGCUGGGUGCGUGAUCUCCUCGAGACGCCUACCAUCAUGCGGGCUGGUAUUCGCAAGAAGAACCCCUUCCGCGACAUUCUGACCGUCCAGCCGGGUCAGAAGCUGGUGGUCAAUCACACGGAGCAGCGCGUCGUCCUCUGGGAGAGCAGCACCGAGCAGCCGGUGGUCAGCAUUCACUGCGACGCCACCAAGCACAUCUCGGUGGAUCUGCACCAGCCCGGCGCAUUCACGGCGGCCCCUGCUGUCCUGUCCCUCAAGUACAAGGCCCUCACAUCUGGUCUGUCCCCGGCCCUGGAAGAGAUCGUCGACGGACGCAAUGACCGCAUCAAGGACUUUUACCGCAACCUCUGGCUCGGAGCUGGCGCGGAUGCCAUCCAGGACAUCCACGCCACCUUCCAGGGUCCCGAGGUCACUCUCACCAGUACCCUACUCGCCGACCUGUACCAGACCCUGGGUCUCACCCCCACAGGCAUCCGCCCGACGGCCCUCCCCAUGGACAUUGCCAUUGUCAUCGCUUGGGAGCCGCUGGUUGAGCCGCUCAUCAGCACCGGCAUCGAGGGCGAUCUGCUUCGCCUGGUGCAUCGCUCCAACGACAUCGCGUACGUGCCCGGGGCCGAACCGUUCCAGAUCGGCGACGUGCUGCGCGCCAGCUCGCAGAUCCAGGCCAUUGUCAUCGAACCCACUGGCAAGUCCGUCGUGGUCAAGGCCACCAUCGAGCGCGCGGACGAGCCCAUUGCCUGUGUCACGGCCAACUUCUUCAUCCGCGGUCCAUACACCGACUACGCCUCGUGCUUCGAGCGCAUCACCGAGCCCGUCACUCAGCUCGAGGUCGCCACCCCGGUCGACGAGGCGCUGCUCCAGUCCCGUCCCUGGCUGCAACUCGAUGAUGCCGAGGCCCAACUCGUCGGCAAGACCCUGUGCUUCCAGCUGGAGACAUCCACCGAGUGGAAGGACCAGACGACCUUCAAGACGCUGCAAACCAGCGGCACCGUGUCUCUUUUGUCCUGGAACGGCAAGCAAACACCUAUCGGUCGAGUCUCGUUCCACGCCCAAGACUGCAAGGCCAACCCGGUCUCGGACUUCCUCCGCCGUCGUGGCCAGCCCCUGGUGGCCCGCAAGACGCUCGACGUCGCCAUGGAGCUGAACCAGACCUCCGAGGGCGUGCAGAUCCCUGUCACCAACACGGCGUACAGCACCUUCUCCCGCGACUACAACCCCAUUCACAUCUCCUCCGUGUUUGCGCGGUACGUCGAGCUGCCGGGCACCAUCACCCACGGCAUGUACACGUCCGCCGCGGUGCGUGCCGUCGCCGAGCGCUGCGCUGCCCAGGGCGAUGUCUCCCGCUUCCGGCGCUGGGCUUGCUCGUUUGUCGGCAUGGUUCUUCCGGAGGACCAGCUGGAGGUGCGCGUCCAGCACGUCGCCAUGAUUGAGGGUCGGCUGUUGUUGAAGAUCACGGCCGUCAAGGCCGGCACCGACGAGGCGGUCAUCCAGGCCGAGGCCGAGGUCGACCAGCCCUCGACGGUGUACGUCUUUACCGGCCAGGGCAGUCAGUCUCCUGGGAUGGGCCAGAGUCUGUACAAGUCCAGCCCGGCUGCCCGAGCUAUCUGGGACGCCGCGGACAAAUUCUUCAUCGAGACCUAUGGAUGGUCCGUCCUCGAGCUCGUCCGCCAGAACCCGACAGCCCUCACGGUGCACUUCCGGGGUAACCGCGGUCGCCAGAUUAAGGCCAACUACAUGGCCAUGACUAUUGACGCGUACCGUCCGGAUGGAUCCGUGGUCAAGGAGCCUAUCCUCCCGGAGCUGACUCCCGCUUCCACCUCGUACAUCUUUGCGGACCCCCGAGGCCUGGUCUUCUCGACGCAAUUCGCACAGCCCCUGGUGCUGCUGCUCGAGCGCGCCGCCGUGGAGGAUCUUCGCCAGCGAGGCGUCGUGCAGCAGGAUGCCGCGUUUGCCGGCCACUCUCUGGGCGAGUACGGAGCUUUGGCGUCGUUUGGCGAGUUUAUGCCGUUUACGGAUCUGCUCCGGGUGGUGUUCUACCGAGGCCUGGCGAUGCAAGUGGCCAUUGAGCGGGAUGAUCAAGGCCGGACGAACUUUUCCAUGGCGGCCGUGAACCCGGCUCGGGUGGGGAAAUUCUUCUCCGAGAAGGCCCUGAGGCAAAUUGUCACCCUAAUCGCCACCUCGACCAAUGCCCUGCUCGAGAUUGUCAACUUCAACGUCGAGGGCGAGCAGUAUGUGUGUGCCGGAACGCUGGAGAACCUCCACGCCCUCGCCGCCAUCACCGACACCCUCGCCCGAUCCCCUACCGGCGCUGCCCUGGCCCACGAAUUCACCCACCCCCCCGCCACCGACCGCGCUGACCUGGAAUCCACCAAGCUCAUCCAGCGCUGCAUCGCCGCGGCGCGCCAACUCCCCACCCCCGUAACCCUGAAACGCAGUCUCGCGACGAUCCCCCUGCAGGGCAUCGACGUGCCAUUCCACUCAGCGCACUUGCGACCGGGGGUCGCCUCGUAUCGCAAUUUCCUGGAGGAACGGAUUCCCAAGACGGAGGUCGAUCCGCAGAAGUUGGUGGGCAAGUGGAUUCCGAAUGUUAUGGGGACACCGUUUUCGUUGAGUCGCGAGUAUAUUGAGGGGGUGUAUGGGUUGACGAAGAGUCCGAUUUUGGGGGCGGUGUUGGCUGCGUAGAUUGACGGAUGGAGUUUGGAGUGUGUUGCGUGUUUUGUGCUUCUUUGUGAGUUU
Molecule: messenger RNA, 6201 nt
Organism: Aspergillus ibericus CBS 121593
Lineage: Eukaryota; Fungi; Ascomycota; Eurotiomycetes; Eurotiales; Aspergillaceae
Product: sterigmatocystin biosynthesis fatty acid synthase subunit beta
Exons: 4
Coding region: 100-6147 (2015 amino acids)
Biological process (GO): long-chain fatty acid biosynthetic process
Cellular component (GO): fatty acid synthase complex
Molecular function (GO): fatty acid synthase activity; enoyl-[acyl-carrier-protein] reductase (NADH) activity; [acyl-carrier-protein] S-acetyltransferase activity
Source: RefSeq, a predicted model, not a curated record